AUGGCUGAUAAAAAAUUCACAUUGUCUUUUGAGAGUUGGGUGGACAAACUGAAUGGAAAAUGGACUCCUCUGGUUUUCCUUACGUUGGGCAUAUUGGCUUUUUUGUACCCCGUGUGUUUUAAUCCAAUUGAAUGUGCGUUUCCAGCCGAGUUCACACAAGCCAUGGUUGAUUAUGGAAAAGCUCGGUGUUAUAAAGCUAGAGCAGUAAGGAAUGUGCCGGGGAAAACCAGCGAUGACAAUGCCUAUCAUUGGGUUUCUGUCAAUGAUGAUGAUCCUUCCGGUGAGACAACUGUGUACCAAUAUGUGUCUCUAUUUCUGAUUGGACAGGCUAUUAUUCUUCGAAUUCCGUUUAUGUUGUGGAAUCUGACAAAAAAGAAGUUGGGGAUCCAUUUUAUUGUUCAGACAGGAAGUGGAGAAAAAGACGGCAAAUUUGAGGGCAAGAGACUCGCCAUCUACAUCUACCAAUGGAUACAAAACCGGAAAAUUAACAUUUUAUCUCUCGGGGCAUUUACGAUAUUGCAAUGUUUUAUUAAAUUAACGUAUUUUAUGAGUAUUUCCAUCCAUUUGGGAUUUUUGGAUUCUGUCCUAAAACAGAACAACGAAAUCGGCUUUGGUUCCUUUAUAAUAGGAAAGUUGAAGGGAAACAAUUUGACUGUUCGCAAACCCUCUCCAUUUUUUCCUCAACACAUAAUGUGCAAUUACACUUAUCAUGUUUACCAGCAUACUAGAAAAUAUAGUGUUCAAUGUACCUUGACCCUGACUACGUUUUUGGAGCAGAUGGUGGCGGUGGCUUGGUUGUGGCUAAUUUUUUGUCUCUCCGCCACUAUAGCUGAUGGUAUAUUUCACGUGUUUGGUGCUGUCCUGCCUUUUUUCAGAGUCUGGUUUGUGAAAUCAAAUCUGAUAAAAUCAGAGCUGGGAAAUUCAGAACAAGCCUUGUCAGACCGAAAUAUUGAACGAUUUUCUUCAACCUUUGGAGAAGAUGUAAUUUCCUUUUUAAAGCUGGUUCAAGAUAAUGAAAGCGGAAGUGUUGUCAUGGAAACUGUGACUGAGUUAUGGAGGAUGUAUCAUGGCGACAUACAACACUCUCCUGCAAUUUCAUCAAAUCCUGUACAUUUGAGAGCUGCUUUGUUGAACCCUCAUUCACAGCAGUCACAUAACCAGCUAGAAAGUUUCCAAAAAGGAUCAGAAUCGAAUGAAGGUCAGGGUUAUCAACCGACAGCGCCGUUGUUACAUCCGGUCUAUCCAACUAGUGCAUUAUGA
This is a messenger RNA of Saccostrea cuccullata (small rock oyster), 1260 nucleotides long. Its product is annotated as innexin-11-like. Bases 1 to 1260 code for a protein of 419 amino acids. The record is from RefSeq and is a predicted model, not a curated record. Gene Ontology annotation, molecular function: gap junction channel activity. The transcript is spliced from 2 exons. Gene Ontology annotation, cellular component: gap junction; plasma membrane. NCBI's taxonomy places the organism in Eukaryota, Metazoa, Mollusca, Bivalvia, Ostreida, Ostreidae.